AUGACUGCUGAUAAUUAUGACUAUGUGGAAAGUAAUAUCAAAAUUGAUAAAUUAAAUGAUCUAAAUUCUGGAAAUUAUUCCAAACAAUCAAUACAACGCGCUAUUGUAAUAUUUCUAACAACAAAUGAAUUACAAUCAUUCAGUCAACAAUACAAACAAUUGGAUAAUAUUUCAUUACAAGAUGUUGAUAUUCUAUCCAUAAGUCACAAUGGUACCAUUUUUUAUCGUUUUCUUCGGAAAGUAGCAGAAUACAAGUACACGUCACGUGAACAGUCUAUAUUAUUUGCAGCUACUGCAAUUGGAGCAUUAUUUGCCAUUCUUCCAAUAAGUUUUAGCAUUCAGCAUUAUGGAAUAAGGAAAACAUUUGCUAUUGUUAUGUUUAUUUCCGGAUUAUCGACAGCAUUAUGUCCCUUAGCUGCUUCCUUUGGUGUCAGCUUUUUAACUAUCAGUCGAAUUUUACAAGGAAUCGGAUUUGCAUCUUGUAUGCCACUAAUUGGUUCAGUAACAUCCACUUGGGCAAAACUUACCGAAAAUGGAUUAUUUAGUGGAGCACUUACAAGUUUCAUUCAGCUUGGCCCUGUGAUAACAAUGCCAAUGUCUGGCUUUUUAUGCUCAACAAGCCUAGGAUGGCCAUCAGUUUUUUAUGUCCAUGCAACAAUAACGUUAAUAUUUCUUGUAAUAUGGUGGAUUUUAUACAGGGAUCAACCAAGUGAUGCUCGCUGGAUUUCCGCUUCUGAGUUAAAAUUGGUAACUGAUGGAAAAAGUGAUAAUAAAGUAAAACGAAGUGAAGAUAAGUUACCAAUUCGUGAAAUUUUCCAAACAACAUCAGUUUGGGCUAUUUGGAUUGCAGCUAUUGGUAAUAUGUAUAGCAUUCAAAUGGUCGUUGUUUUUGCUCCAACUUAUAUAAGUCAAGUUCUUGGAUUACCCAUUGUAAGUGUUGGUUUAACCGCAGCGUUACCAACAUUAUUGCAGUUUGCAGUUAAAAUGUUAGCCGGUACUGCAAGUGAUAAAAUUACAUCACUUAGGGAAACUACGAAGGUUCGGUUAUUUAAUACUGUAGCAUUCCUUGGUAUGGGUAUUUUUCUUAUUGCCUUAGCAUAUACACCGGCAAAUCGAACAAUUGUAGCACUUUUUUUCCUAAUUAGUUCAACGACAAUUCUUGGCUUCAAUACCGGUGGUUUUUUCAAAAGUUGCACAUUGGUAGGUCGACAGUACAGCUACUUUGUCAAUGCCAUCGUACAGGUGAUAAUGUGCAUAGCAAUGUUAACGGUACCAUUUAUUGUAACCUCAUUAACACCAAAUGGUCUCUCAGACGAAUGGUACCAUGUAUUCAUCUUGCAUGCUGGUUUUCUAUUCAUAACGAAUGUAAUAUUUUGUAAACUUGGAAAGGGUACUGCAGCUGCAUUCACAUGUUCUAAUGGGAUAUCAACUGAAAAUACCACUGGCGAACAGUUGAAACCAGUAUUCUUGUAA
Messenger RNA from Brugia malayi, 1473 nucleotides. Its product is annotated as Major Facilitator Superfamily protein. The transcript has 11 exons. Gene Ontology annotation, biological process: transmembrane transport. The coding region runs from base 1 to 1473 and encodes 490 amino acids. Gene Ontology annotation, molecular function: transmembrane transporter activity. Lineage: Eukaryota; Metazoa; Nematoda; Chromadorea; Rhabditida; Onchocercidae. The record is from RefSeq and is a predicted model, not a curated record.